GAUGAAUGGGUAUCAGAAGGUGUGAUGUCAACAAAACGUUUCACAAUUUCUUUUCCUCUCGCUUUUGGAUAAAAAAACGCGCUAUAAAUUACUCAAAGGUGUGCCAAAGGGAUAUCCGAGAAGCAUUCUAUAGUACACAGGAGAAGGAUGUCUGUUCAACACGCAGGGAAUGAAGAUUCAGUUGUCCCGGAAAUGGGCGAGCCAGUAACUAAGAAGCGCAAGAUAGACGUCCAGGAGGACGAAGAGGAUGAAGACACUCCUUCAGUGUUCAAUCCGCGGAAGAAACUCUGUCCAUAUCUGGACACCAUAAACCGGCAACUCUUGGAUUUUGACUUUGAAAAGCUCUGCUCCGUUUCGCUGACCAGGAUCAAUGUCUAUGCGUGUCUGGUGUGUGGGAAAUAUUUCCAGGGAAGGGGAACGAACACCCACGCCUACACUCAUUCAGUGGCUGAGGCUCACCAUGUGUUCCUGAACCUGCACACGCUGAGAUUCUACUGCCUUCCGGACAAUUACGAGAUCAUCGAUACAUCGCUGGAUGACAUCAAGUACGUCCUAAACCCCACGUUCACCGUGCAGGACAUCCGACUGCUGGACAGGGGGAAUAUGAAGUUCUCCCGGACUGUGGAUGGCACGCUGUAUCUUCCGGGAGUUGUCGGAUUGAACAAUAUCAAGAGGAAUGAUUACUGCAACGUUGUCCUGCAAGCCCUGGCUCAUGUGGCUCCGCUGAGGGAUUACUUUCUGAGUGAAAGGAACUAUGCGAAGAUCAAGAGGCCGCCUGGAGAUUCAAUUUUCACACUCGUUCAGAGAUUUGGUGAGCUCAUGAGGAAGAUGUGGAAUCCGCGGAACUUCAAAGCGCAUGUCUCUCCGCAUGAGAUGCUGCAGGCGGUGGUUCUGUGGAGCAACAAGCAGUUCCAGAUCACAGAGCAAGGAGAUCCCAUUGACUUUCUCUCGUGGUUUCUCCACACACUUCACAAGGCGAUGAAGGGCACGAAGAAGCCCGACUCCUCGAUCAUCUACAAGUCUUUCCUGGGUGAGAUGAAGAUCUACACGCGAAAGAUCCCACCCACGGAGCUCGAUGACACCCAGAAAGCCCUGCUGAUGGCCACCGAUGAGUACCAGGAGAAAGUGGAGGACUCAAACUUCCUCUAUCUCACCUGCGAUUUGCCUCCACCGCCGCUCUUCAUCGACGAGUUCCGCGAGAACAUCAUCCCGCAGGUGAAUCUCUACCAACUCCUCUCAAAAUUCAACGGUGUCUCUGAGAAGGAGUACAAAACGUACAAGGACAACUUCAUGAAGCGCUUCGAGAUCACGAAACUGCCGCCCUUCAUAAUUCUCUACAUCAAGCGCUUCACGAAGAACACGUUUUUCCUGGAGAAGAACCCAACUAUCGUCAAUUUCCCGAUAAAAAACGUGGACUUCGGGGACAUUCUCACGACAAAGUACAGGAACAUCAUCAAGCGGACCAAGUACAGCCUCAUCGCUAACAUUGUGCACGACGGGGAGCCGGGAAAAGGCACGUACAGGUCGCAUAUCUUCCACAAGGGCAGCAAUACGUGGUACGAAAUGCAGGAUCUCCACGUGAUUGACACCCUGCCGCAGAUGAUCACGCUCACUGAGAGCUACAUUCAGAUUUAUGAGCUGCAGGACGAUUGAGAAAGGAAUAAAUGGAUGUGGCGCUUUUCGCUGAAUAACAAUAAGUGUGAAUUUUCUUUGGCUGAAAUUGAAAUGUCGCAACUCAAAAGCUCGCUUUAUUAAUUUGAUGUCACAGAAAAUACAAUAGACUUUUAUGCCGUGGGAAACCAAUAAUUUUGGUGAAGCAGCAAAAAAGUCUCCUCCGUUCUAAAUAUAGAAAUGAAGGAAUUUAGAAUGAAGAAAAACAUGUUUUACUCCAAGUGGAAGUGGAUUUUCGCCAUGGCAAAAAGGACAAUUUUUGUGAUAAAGCUGCGCUUGCAACACGAUAUAAUUAUAUACAUAUUUCGCCGAUCUGUCUUGCAGUGCACAUUCUCUGAUGUAAUAGAAAUAUUUUCUGUAAUGUUCUCAGGCGUUUGAUAUGACAUGAAAAACAAGCAAACAAACAAACAAACCACUAAAUCAUCAACAGCCAGAUGCUGAGGUGAUAAGUGUAUAAAAACGGCGAUGCGCAUUCUCCUCUCCUCGCCAUCAGUCUAGGUGUGUGCCUUCAGAAGGAGAUUCGCACUGAAAAGCCACUCAGCAGUUCAUCCAUUCACUCUUCAGCGGCACGAGAGAUGAUGAGGCAGACCUCAACUCGGGACGUCGUCGCG
Phlebotomus argentipes is the source of this 2282-nucleotide messenger RNA. RefSeq names its product U4/U6.U5 tri-snRNP-associated protein 2 (gene Usp39). NCBI's taxonomy places the organism in Eukaryota, Metazoa, Arthropoda, Insecta, Diptera, Psychodidae. Gene Ontology annotation, molecular function: cysteine-type deubiquitinase activity; zinc ion binding. The coding region runs from base 148 to 1653 and encodes 501 amino acids. The record is from RefSeq and is a predicted model, not a curated record. The transcript is spliced from 2 exons. Gene Ontology annotation, biological process: spliceosomal complex assembly; protein deubiquitination; mRNA processing.